Messenger RNA from Sphaeramia orbicularis (orbiculate cardinalfish), 3094 nucleotides. RefSeq names its product fibrinogen-like 2a (gene fgl2a). The transcript is spliced from 5 exons. Bases 266 to 1795 code for a protein of 509 amino acids. Lineage: Eukaryota; Metazoa; Chordata; Actinopteri; Kurtiformes; Apogonidae. The record is from RefSeq and is a predicted model, not a curated record.
CAGCGGCAGUUCCCCUGCGCUCUCUCACUCCUGCAGGCUGUGCUCUCUCUCUCUCACACACACGCUCACACACACAUACACACACUCUUAAACCAAUAGGACACAGGACACACAUUUAUACACUCCUGUACUUCCAAUCUGCAGCUCUUGACACUCACACAUAUCUCUACAUGCAGUCACAGUCUCUCUGAGUUGCACAGCAGCAGUUGCAGAGAUUCUUUCACUUUACACACACUUACUACUCUUCUGCAAAUCUUAGACAAAAAUGAGGACAAUUGCGCUUUGUAUUUGUGCCGGUCUCCUACUUACAGCCACCCUGGUGAAACGCACAAGCCAAGCAGCGGACUUCCCUGUUAAUUCGCACCAGAGAUGGGACGUUAGAGGACCCUACACUUUGGGAUCUGAAACUGGUACCCCAGCCUCAUGUCCAAUCAAGCUGAGACCCUCAGGCCAGUGCGGGAGCUCUGGGGCUGGGGGAGAGGAGCUGGAGGACUGUGCCUACCAACUCACCCUUCCUCCGCUCACCAUUCAGCUACCAAAGCAGUUCAGGCUGCUGGAAAAAACAAUGAAGGAGCUGCAGAGCCUGAAAGACAUGGUGAACAAGCUGAAAAGUGGGUGCCAGGAGUGCCGUGGGGCACGGGGAAAUGGAGCACUUGGAAAUCAGCAAUCUGACCAGGGACAGACGCAGAUCCCAAUCCAGAGGGAUGCUGGAGAUGUGUCUGGACUGGACGUGACAGGACAGGAACUGCAUGGAGGUUCCAGUCAAGAGGAGAGGGGAGAUGGGAUGAUCUCUGGAGCUACUGUGGAUGGUACUGGGCUGGGACAAGGCAAUAUGUUUGGGAAAAUAACACCAAGUCCAAGCUCAAUGCAGGAGAUGCAGGUGAAGCUGAAUAGGAUGUCAGCCAGCCUGCGAAACGCGAGGAGCCAGAUCUCGGCUCUGCAGGGUCGUCUGGAGGGGCUCAACCUGCUCAACAUGGACAACGUGCAGGCUAUGGUGGACAGACGAGUGGAGAAUAUCACUGGAGUGGUCAAUAAGCUCAGCUCUACUUGCACCACACAGUGUGCAGUACAGAACACACCUCAGUCAGUCAUCUUGGCACCUAGAGACUGUUCAGACUACAAUGUGCUAGAGGAGAGGAAGAAUGGUGUGUAUCGUGUGACCCCUGACCCCCGCAAUGGCACUUUUGAGGUCUUCUGUGACAUGGAAUCUUUUGGAGGUGGAUGGACUGUUAUACAACAGCGACUCGAUGGGUCUGUAAGCUUCAACCGCACCUGGGCUGAAUAUAAGAAAGGCUUUGGAAAUCUCAGAGGCGAGUUCUGGUUGGGCAAUGACUAUAUUCACCUGCUGACGAAGGCCAAAGACAUGAUCUUACGUGUCGAGUUGGAAGACUUUGAGGGUGUGCGAGAGUAUGCAAAGUAUGACGAGUUUUACGUGGCAAAUGAAUUCCUACGCUAUCGGCUAACUGUCAGUGGAUACAGUGGAACAGCUGGGAAUGCUAUCAGUUUCAACAAACACUUCAACCAUGACCAGAAGUUUUUCUCUACGCCCGACCGUGACAACGAUAUGUACCCCUCUGGAAACUGCGGAGCUUACUACAGCUCCGGCUGGUGGUUUGAUGCCUGCAUGUCUGCUAACCUCAAUGGGAAGUAUUAUCACAAGAGAUACAAGGGAGUCAGGAAUGGGAUUUUCUGGGGAACAUGGCACAACAUGUCAACCGAGUACUACCCAACCAACUACAGGCAGGCCUUCAAAACUGUCAAGAUGAUGAUAAGGCCCAAGAACUAUGCUCCAUAAGAUGAGAGGUGAAUAUUCAUGAGAAUUAACAAACACCGACAGACAGACAUGGAAGACAAGUAAAAUGAGAUUCACAUCCACAUAGUCAUUCAUUUGCACACAGUAAUAUGUGUACAUCGGAAGAGACCAUAAGCCCAUUAGAUAGUUUGAAUGCAGUAAAAAAUAUAAAAAAUAAAAAUUUAAUACCAUUUCUUCUUCCACUGUAAGUGUGGCCUUCAAAGUGUUGACAAUAAAUGGACUAUUAACAAUGAUGGACUAAUAAAAAAAAAAAAAAAAAUCAUACAUGCAUUGUAAAGGCCAGCCUUCUGCAGGGGCCAUAACAUUAUACCAAGUUACCAUGAGAGAUGUUUAACUAUUUCUCUGACAUUCCUCUACUUUCUGUCCUAAACCUAACCGAGCCACAGCUCAGCACACAGUAGUACUAAAAACUAAUGGGCUAUCAUUUUCUCUGCUCUAAAUGGUUCCAUAAUUAACAACAGGCACUCAAGUGAAGAAUAUGAGCGCUGAUUAUACAGUUUCGGCCGAGUAUAAAAUUCAUGGUGUAAGAUUUCAUGCUGGGUUCAGAGUUAUUCUGUUUUAUUAUAAAAUAAAUAAAUAAAAAGACAAGCAGUGGUUCACAGCACCCUAUAGGCAGCAGUGCACAGUAAUAGCUUCAGUGUUGUUGAUUUUGUUACACUGGGACACUAUACUAAUGCACCAUCAUCCUAUACACUAUAAAAGAUCCUAGUAUAAAUUUUCUAUUAGGUCAUUCGUGACUACAUUUUGCAUUAUUGAUGUUUUGCUGACUUCUUCUUGACAGCAGCCAAGGAGCAGGACACUGUUACUAGUGAUAACAGUUGUCAGCAUUUUUCCACCUAUAACUCUGGGCGCAUUGAACUGUUGCAUAUCUCUUGUUAUCACAAUCCAGUUUUUACAUGUACAAAAUCAUCCCACUUGUACAAUACUGCUGCCUAAUGUUAGAAAACUGUAUAACAUCAUUUAACCCAUUGUAUACACACUGUGAAUGGGAAGGAAGGUGAAAGAAAUGUUUCAUUUUAUGGACGUGUACAGUAUUUAUUUUAUUUUGUGAGGUAUGAAAGCUUUUAUAUAAAACACAGGAUAUACAAUGCAAGGUCUAAUGAUUGUUGAUAUUUGAGGAAUGUUAAGACUGCUUUAUUGUUACCAUUCAUAGUGAUACUGUGUGUAUUUGGAGCUUUCUGUGUGUAUAAUAUUGAUCUUUUUUAUCAUUCACAUUCAUGCCAAAAGAUAUGCACUUUUUAUAUCAAAAAAUGAAUAAAGUUCCACUUACAUCGCUGUGUA